AUGCAGAGUUCAGAGGGUGCAGCGGACUCGCCAGCUUCUGUGGCUCUGUGUUCGUCAGCGGCCGCCCAGGCGCCUGUGGCCCAGCCAGUGCCAACCUCCCCGCAGAGGGUGCUGGUCCAGGCAACGGGCUCGGCUUCCAAAGGGGCCCAGAUGCAGCCAAUCUCCCUUCCCAGAAUCCAGCAGGUGCCACAGCAGGUCCAGCCUGUGCAACACGUGUACCCAUCCCAAGUGCAGUACGUGGAAGGUGGAGACGCCGUCUACACGAAUGGAGCCUUGCGGACGGCCUAUGCCUAUAACCCCGAGCCUCCAAUGUAUGCCACAAGCAGCACAGCAUCUUACUUUGAAGCCCCAGGUGAUGCCCAAGUGACCGUCGCAGGCUCCUCACCGACAGCAGUCCCUUCCCACAGCAUGGUGGGCAUCACCAUGGAUGUCGGGGGGAGCCCCAUUAUCUCUAGCACAGGAGCCUAUCUCAUCCACGGGGGGAUGGACAGCACCAGACACUCGCUGGCCCACACUUCCAGGUCGUCUCCAGCAACGCUCCAGUGGCUGUUAGAUAAUUACGAAACCGCUGAAGGCGUCAGUCUCCCCCGAAGUUCUCUUUAUAACCAUUACCUUCGGCACUGCCAGGAGCACAAGCUGGACCCUGUGAAUGCCGCCUCCUUUGGGAAACUGAUUCGCUCCGUGUUUAUGGGCCUGAGGACGCGGCGGCUGGGUACCAGGGGCAACUCAAAGUAUCAUUACUAUGGGAUCCGUCUAAAGCCGGACUCGCCCCUGAACCGGCUGCAGGAGGACACCCAGUACAUGGCCAUGCGGCAGCAGCCUGUGCAUCAGAAACCAAGGUACCGGCCAGUCCAGAAGUCGGACAGCCCUGGGGACAAUGGCUCACACAGCAGCCUACACAGCACACCAGAGCAGGCCAUGGCUGCCCAGAGCCAGCACCACCAGCAAUACAUAGAUGUCUCCCACGUCUUCCCGGAGUUCCCAGCGCCUGACCUGGGCAGCGUCUUGCUGCAAGAGAGCAUCACGCUUCAAGACGUCAAGGCCCUGCAGCUGGCCUAUCGGCGGCACUGUGAGGCAACAUUAGAUGUCGUGAUGAACCUCCAGUUCCACUACAUCGAGAAGCUGUGGCUUUCCUUCUGGAAUGCUAAAGCCUCCUCCAGCGACGGCCCCGCCUCUCUACCUGCCAGUGAUGAGAUUCCCGAAGCCACCAUCAUCCCAAAGGACAAGCUGGUGUCUCUGUGUAAAUGUGACCCCAUCCUUAAGUGGAUGAGGAACUGUGACCACAUCCUCUACCAGGCCCUGGUGGAGGUCCUCAUCCCCGACGUGCUGCGGCCAGUACCCAGCACCUUGACACAGGCCAUUCGUAACUUUGCCAAGAGCUUGGAAGGCUGGUUGACGAACGCCAUGAGUGACUUCCCACAACAGGUUAUCCAGACUAAGGUCAGCGUGGUUAGCGCCUUCGCCCAGACCCUGCGGAGAUACACAUCCCUCAAUCACCUGGCACAGGCAGCCCGGGCCGUGCUUCAGAACACUUCCCAGAUCAACCAGAUGCUCAGCGACCUCAACCGUGUGGACUUUGCCAACGUGCAGGAGCAAGCCUCAUGGGUGUGCCAGUGCAAGGAGAGCGUGGUGCAGCGGCUGGAGCAGGACUUCAAGCUGACCCUGCAGCAGCAGAGCUCCCUGGACCAGUGGGCCAGCUGGCUCGACAACGUGGUCACACAGGUCCUGAAGCAGCAUGCGGGCAGCCCCAGCUUCCCCAAGGCCGCCCGGCAGUUCCUGCUGAAAUGGUCCUUUUAUAGCUCCAUGGUGAUCCGAGACCUCACCCUGCGCAGCGCCGCCAGCUUCGGCUCCUUCCACCUGAUCCGCCUGCUGUAUGACGAGUACAUGUUCUAUCUGGUGGAGCACCGUGUCGCCAAGGCAACCGGGGAGACUCCCAUUGCCGUGAUGGGAGAGUUCAACGACCUCGCCUCCCUGUCACUGACACUGCUGGACAAAGAUGACAUCAGUGAAGACCGGAGCAGUGAGGCUGAUGCGGAUGCCCGCAGCUUGGGUGAGCCCCUGGUGAAACGGGAGCGCAGCGACCCAAACCACUCCCUGUAG
Messenger RNA from Pipistrellus nathusii (Nathusius's pipistrelle), 2100 nucleotides. The record is from the annotation of a GenBank genome assembly. Lineage: Eukaryota; Metazoa; Chordata; Mammalia; Chiroptera; Vespertilionidae.